Messenger RNA from Helobdella robusta, 696 nucleotides. RefSeq lists its product as hypothetical. The transcript has 5 exons. The record is from RefSeq and is a predicted model, not a curated record. NCBI's taxonomy places the organism in Eukaryota, Metazoa, Annelida, Clitellata, Rhynchobdellida, Glossiphoniidae. Bases 1 to 696 code for a protein of 231 amino acids.
AUGAAGAAAGGGGAGGUGAUUGCAAAGUGCAAUUUCGAUAAGAAGCUGCCACCUUUUGAAAUUCAGGUGAAAGUGGACUACUUCAAUUUCGGUGUUUCCUUGUUCUGGGUCGAUUAUCCCCUUUAUAUAGCGGUACAUGACGUGACAUUGGACACUUCGAAGGCCACCGCGGGCAAGGUGACCUGCCUGUCCGACGCUGUCCCUCCAGCCUCCAUCUGGAAGUUCAACGUGACAAAAAGGAUCAAAAUGAAGAACGUACCCACAAAGUUCACUGCGAAGGAUAACGAGGUGUUCAUCAGUGGGCAUGGCACUUACAGAGUUCUGUGCGAGGCCUUCAACCUCAUUGGCAAGGAACUCACCACCUCAUCCGCCAACGUAACCGUCAAGGUCCAGCAAGUGAGAUCAAGUGGAUACACCCUCGUGUCUGGCACGUUGAUCGGGCUCUUUUUGGUGGCCAUCCUCAUCGGCGUGGCCGCUGUCGUCGUCCGCAAAGCGGCCGUGAUGGAGAAAGCGUCGACGGUGACGAUGUACGGUGGCUCCAUCCAGUCCGAAGAUGGCGUUAUUGUGCCGGCCACUGAUUUGAAAGCUGAAAACGCUGAUAAAGCGUCAACUGUGAGUAUGUACAGUGGCUCCAUGCUAUCAACUGAUGGUAGGGCUGCCCAUAUCACGGCAACCCCUGCCCCUUCCAUUGCUUAG